Penicillium coprophilum is the source of this 945-nucleotide messenger RNA. Its product is annotated as putative C6 transcription factor. Bases 1 to 945 code for a protein of 314 amino acids. NCBI's taxonomy places the organism in Eukaryota, Fungi, Ascomycota, Eurotiomycetes, Eurotiales, Aspergillaceae. The transcript is spliced from 3 exons. The record is from RefSeq and is a predicted model, not a curated record.
AUGAUGUUUAUCCACGAGGCUAUGGCCGGAGCUCAUAUAUUGCGACUGAAUGAACAGUCCUCACGCAAGGAAUAUGAGUUGAUUACAAAUACGGCCUUGAUUUUUCCUUUGCUUUGGGUAUCAGAGAGAGGCUACUCACUGCACUUGGGUCUCUCCCCUUCAUAUAUUGACACACCUGAAUUAAUACACUUGGAAACAAACACGAAUUUCGAUAUUCAUGCCCAAGGGUUAAUAGAACUCAUCAAGCUCUUUAUUGCAUUUGAUCAAAUCUCCAUACGGCGUAACUCGCGUCUUGGGAUCACCACGGCUACAUAUUUAACCGACACCGAAGCGAAGCUUGCUUCGCUAUGCUUCAGUAUGGUCAAUUACGUUUCAACCCGAACGGCAGACUAUCACAUCACGCGGGAGUGGAUGAGGACCAUUCUUUGGCAGGAAGCACUGACUAUGGGCCUGUUGUCAUCGUCAGCAUCUACAUCCGUCCUGGAGUUUGAAUUUCCAGCGCAAAUUGGCCGUGCCUUAUUGCAGGCCCUGCGGGGAUUCAGUGAAACGGAUUUGCUCCCAUUGGGACGAGAUCAGGCUAGUAGCUUUGUUGUCAACUCACUCGCGGACACGGUCCUUUUAUCCCCACACAGAAUAAACUCGCGGUUCGAAUUAGGACCACAAGACUUUCUGCAUGCAUUGUACCAGAAGAUCGUCCCCUUCCUCGAACAGGAUACUAUGCUAAAGUCAAUCCUUCGUGGUAAAACUGCUGAAGCCCUAGUCACGGCCCCGGCCCGACUACUGACGAUUGGGGAGGAAGAUGCGGGCUUGUACUCGGGCGAACAUGGACCGGCUGAGCAGGCUCAUAUGACCGGAUUCACAACAAACGGCGAGCAUGAUGAACAAAAUGAAUUGACGCUAGAUUUCUUGGAUUGGCUACAACAAUCGGAUCUUCAGAUAAUCUGA